ACGUGACUCGGACGUUCGGGCAACAUGGCGAGUACCGGUGGUAUGACCGUUGAUGGAGACCUGAUGAGAUAUGCGGAGUACAGUCCAAAAACGAGCGUGAGGAGCGACGCAGAGGUAGACAGACAACUGGUGAGUGUCUGGUUUAAUUCUGAAAACCAAUAUAGAGCGGGUUGAACCAAAGUUGGUUCGGUUUUCUGCUGAAGCGGUUGUUAGGUAACCGCAAUGACCGCUAGGUAACGUCACUGCGUGCAUUAGACAACUAACCUAACAGCUGUGAGAUUAAAUUAUCAGUCUGUUUUUUACCUUUUUGUUUCUAUAUGGCAUUUUCAACCACAGACUGAACUCCCAACUCAGCACACUGUACCGUGGUCUCUUAAUAUUAAACUCAACACAUAACAGGGCUGACUGAAACCGACACAAACCCCUCAUAUGUCUCAGUUGAAGGACUAGCUCACUCCAGUGUCAUAACUAAUGUAGGACUGGAUGAUUUGGCCAAAAAGAUGAUCACGAUAUAUUUUGUCAUAUUGUCCGAUCUCGAUUAUUAUCACGAUUAUUUUUAAACUGCCAGUUUUAAAGCAUCUGUAAUUAAAACUAAAAAAUAAAUAGAUAAAUACUUAAUAAGACGUUAAAUUGCUUUUCUUCUCAACAAUAACGUCUUCGGAGGAUGACUCAAAGUCAUGGCUGACAUCUAUUUUACUGCCCUCAGCUCCACGUUCGGUUAAUCUGUUUACUUGUCCAGCAACUUACAGAAGUGAGCAGGAAAAGUUCGACUCUGAUUGGCUGUUGUGAUGCACAGUUUCGCCAAGUUUGAUCGAGUAAAUAAGCUCACAGCUGAUCACCGUGAUCGGACUAAAAUUAAUCCCGAUCAUUAAUCCCGAUCAUAUGGGCCCAGUCCUAAACUAAUGUUUUGUUUGGGUGACAGGGAAGGACUCUGAUUGCAGUCGGUCUCGGUGUUGCUGCUGCAGGUUUUGCAGGUAAGAAAAAGAUUUAUAUGUGAUCAUUAAUUUGCAACAACAAAUAAAGGUUUUCAGCAUUUUUUGCCAAAGUCUUCUGAGUUUUCUCUUUACUGUUGGAUUCACAGGCCGGUAUGCAUUCCAGCUGUGGAAGCCCCUUGGACAAGUCUUCUCAGACACUGUCAAGAAGAUGCCAACAUCAGUAAGUUUGCCAAAUAACACAAACCCCCUAAACCACAGGUGUCAAACUCAAGGCCCGGGGGCCAAAUCUGGCCCACAAGAUCACAGCAUAUUUGUAUUAUUAGUGGCCCACCAGUAUGAAGUCUGCACAUUUCCUCCAGUAUAAUAAUGUAAAUUUAAGCACCAUUAUUGAAAAUGUCCUUGAUAAGCUGUGAAAAUCUAGGAAAUUAAAGAGUAAGGAAGAUUUAAUAAAUAGUUAAGAAUGUGGGGAAAAAAAAAUAUUUGGUGUUUUAUUUCAUGUUUCAAAUUUUGCAUUUCAAGAUUACAAGUCAAACAUAAUUGGAUUUUUUUAUUGCAUGCUUUUGUUCAACUCAGUAUUUAGACUUGUGUCAUUUUUAUACUUGAGAUUCCAAAUUUAAAUUUUUUCAUACCUGAUUUUAACGUUCUCCUCAUGUAUUUGCUCUUUAAAAGCAUUAUUUUUCCAUGUUUAAUAUCAUGCUCUGGUCUUUUUAACCAAUAAAUAAAAAUAGAAUUAAAAAAUAAAACAAAUGUUUCUAUCUCAGAUUGCCUUUAAACUUAUCUUUUUAUCUUUUUUGAAUUUCCAAAUGAUUCAUAAUCAUUGCUGUUUUUCUUUUGCAUAUUUUUUUAAAAGGAGGUUGACAGUUUUGGUAAAAUGUUGACCCUGUUUGGCCCUCAGGUUAGACCUAAAUCCAGAUUAUGGCCCUUACUGUGGUUGAGUUUGACACCUCUCCCCUAAACUUUGAAGAUUCCUUGAAUGGUACGACAAAAGCAACUGUACAAUUGUACUUAACAAGCAAGUGUACUUAGACAGGUCUCAUGCAGUAGAAAAACAUCCGCACUGAUACAAGAAUGUAUCCUGCUUUACUGUGUAUUUCUGUUUUUUGUACCAACUGUGUAUAUUUUCUAGAGGCCGCUUGGAAAAGUUCAAACUACAGCCCACAUUGUUUUUGUCUCCACAGGCUUUCUCUGCAUAUUAUAAAGGAGGAUUCGAGCAGAAAAUGUCCAAACGAGAGGCCAGCCUUGUUCUUGGCAUCAGGUAAUAUGUUGCAUUGUAGUCUGCGUUAUCUAAGGACAGCCUUGCAGAGUUUGAUUUACCUCUCAGAUGAACAUGAUCAUUUUCUCACAUGGACAAAUUUUUAUUUCCAGCCCCACAAGCACAAAAGCCAAAGUACGUGAGGCCCAUCGGAGGAUCAUGGUCCUAAAUCACCCAGAUAAAGGUGAGCUUAAAACUUACAUAUACAAAAGUCUGAUGCUUUGAUGUAAACACAAUGACUGUUUGUAUUCAUUGUUGAUUAUGGGCAUUACUUUGCCUCAACUUAGAAGUAGCAGAGAAAUACUUGAGUACAGUUAUCAAUAGAUGAAGCAUAUUGUACCGUAAAAUAGUUUAAAGGAUGUGUAUGUAUCUUUGUGUCUCUGUUGAAGGUGGGUCACCGUACCUUGCAGCCAAGAUCAAUGAGGCUAAAGACCUUUUGGACAAAGAGUCCCGGCGAUGACCUGCUCUGUAAACAAACUUCAAAGACUCCCAUUGUCCAAUUGUCUUGUGCAUGAUCUCGUAUGUGUUCUGCUGCUCCAACAACAUCAAGACCAAGGCAUCCACUGAAGCUCCUGGAAGAGAGGUGGCAAGAUUAAACCACAAGGAAGAAUUUCUGACAUGGCUACUGAACUUAGACCUCAUUUAUCAUCAGAUCAUUGCUUUGAAAUUACUGACCAUUGUUGAAAAUAUUAGUUAAGCAAUAUAUUUGAGGGUAGUUACUCUGCAUUGGAAAUAACCUUUUUAGAUGUAAAAACUGAGGCCAGAGUUAGAGUACCUUAAUGCUAAUGUCCAGUAGGGGGCACCUCUACCUUUUGUGAAUUCAAGUCAGAUUGCAGAGAAUAUUUUGAGAAAAGGGGCCCACGUUUAAUUCAAAACAACUUUAAUUUUAUGUACUCCCAGAAUGAAAGUGCAGCAACUGAUCACCUGUUAAAUAUGGUCAAUAUGGUAGAAUCAAACUACAGCGAUGAAGUUUAGGAACUUCAAAACAGUAAAGACCACAGCAGCCGAAAUCAUCUCUGUUAGACCAACUUUUCUCCAUCUGUGUUUAAAGAUUUAAUGAUGAAGGUACAAAUCUUGAUGUAAAAGGUGCUUGGGAACAAUAUUAUCUAUUUAAGGAACUAUAGAAUAAUAAAUUUAAACUGUUAUAUUUAAAAAGAGAAUGGUGGAGAUGUGAAACUUUUUAAAAUAAGUAUUAAAAACAUGUACAGUAGU
Messenger RNA from Xyrichtys novacula (pearly razorfish), 3399 nucleotides. NCBI's taxonomy places the organism in Eukaryota, Metazoa, Chordata, Actinopteri, Labriformes, Labridae. The record is from the annotation of a GenBank genome assembly.